CACUGCCCAACACAACAGGGGUGCAGCGAUCGCCGUUCUGCUGUUCGUCGGUGGGAGGUCGUCAUUCUGCCAGGCCUUCAACUCCAGUCUUCCACUUCUAGUGGCUACUCGUCAGCGUUACACAAGUGUCAAGAAGAUCCAAAGGCACCUAAACCAAACCUAAGGAUGUCAAAGGCUCUAAGCACUAGUGCCAAGAGGAUCCAGAAGGAGCUUGCGGAAAUAACAUUGGACCCACCGCCUAAUUGCAGUGCGGGACCAAAGGGAGAUAACCUCUAUGAAUGGGUAUCAACUAUUCUUGGCCCCCCAGGAUCAGUGUAUGAAGGUGGAAUUUUCUUCUUGGACAUACACUUCAGCCCAGAGUAUCCUUUCAAACCACCCAAGGUUACUUUUCGCACCCGCAUCUAUCACUGCAACAUCAAUAGCCAAGGAGUUAUAUGUCUAGAUAUCCUCAAGGAUAACUGGAGCCCAGCGCUUACAAUUUCCAAAGUUUUACUCUCAAUAUGCUCUCUACUCACGGACUGCAACCCAGCGGACCCUCUGGUGGGCAGCAUCGCCACACAGUUCAUGCAGCAGAGGGAAGAGCAUGACCGCAUUGCCCGAUUGUGGACGAAGCGCUAUGCCACAUAAGCUUAGAUAGCCAAGUAGUGGUUGCUACGACAAUAAUUAUUGCACUGUGCACGCUCCUCCUCCUUUCCAGUUUCCACCACCAAAGCUUUUUUUUUUUUUCGCCCCCUCAUUCCUCAGCGGGAAUCCACAUCAGGCUUGUUGUGAUGCCAGUGGUGUGUGCAUGAGUCAGCCUCUGCUAUGUCUUUGUCACUUUCCUUUUCUUAUAUAUAUAUAUAUAUAUUACAUACAUAAUGCCUGGUGCAUCAUGCAUCUAUUCUAGGGCGAAAAUGAAAGUGAGAUUCCUUUUGCACAAACAUGUCUGUUUUAGCAUGUGUAUAUAGAGUUUAUUUUUUAAUGUUAUACCCAUUUUUUAACUUAAAUCAUAUGUUUUGUUUUUUAGCAUAAUCAUGAUUUGUAUAUUGCAAUAUUGUGAGAAAAUAGUGGCUGCUUUGACUAUUGAAGCAAUUGCCAAAAAAUGAAGAAAUCUGGCUGGACAGAGCUUCCUUUACCUAUGCUUGCCCCGCCUUCAACAUCCCAUGUCCCUUUUUAUAUCUACUUAUGUUAGAGGUCAUUGCAAUGGCACCUCCCUUUUACUGGCUUACCAAAAUGGUAUCUGCCAAGUAGAGAUUGUGUCCCCAAGAAUACAAGUACAGAAAACUGGCCAUUCGGCAUAAGUUAUGUGCAGUUCUUGUGUCCAUUUAUUGAAUUGUGUGCUUGUAACCAAGAACAUCAGGAACCUUACACUGUGGCCAGUGUGCGUGCUGUUUGCACAGAUUGAAUUGUGUGUGGCACUUCCAUUCUACCCCUGUAUGCAUGCGAAUGGUGUCUCGACACGAGAGAGUGUUUUUACUGCUGACGAUUAAUGCUGAACUGUAAGCACUGAAGAUUGAAAUGGCACGAGCAGUAAACAAGUUUUUUGUGGAAUAAAACGAAGUGCAACAGUGUCUUCUGUUGCUUCGAUAUGUGUCUGUGGUCAGUGUUGAGCUGCUUUCUUUUCUGGUGGCUGUUGUCUGGGCAGGAGGGGCCUAGUAGAGAUUGUGUCCCCAAGAAUACAAGUACCGAAAACUGGCCAUUCGGCAUAAGUUAUGUGCAGUUCUUAUGUCCAUUUAUUGAAUUGUGUGCUUGUAACCAAGAACAUCAGGAACCUUACACUGUGGCCAGUGUGCGUGCUGUUUGCACAGAUUGAAUUGUGUGUGGCAUUUCCAUUCUACCCCUGUAUGCAUGCGAAUGGUGUCUCUACACGAGAGAGUGUUUUUACUGCUGACGAUUAAUGCUGAACUGUAAGCACUGAUGAUUGAAAUGGCACGAGCAGUAAACAAGUUUUUUGUGGAAUAAAACGAAGUGCAACAGUCUCUUCUGUUGCUUCGAUAUGUGUCUGUGGUCAGUGUUAAGCUGCUUUCUUUUCUGGUGGCUGUUGUCUGGGCAGGAGGGGGAGGGGGGGGGUUACCGUUCACAAGCUUUUAUAUAGCGAACAUUGAAUGGUAGCUCACAUCAAGUGAGCUUUGUGUGGCAGCAAAAAUGAAAAAAAGCAUUUUAGGCCAUUUUCAUUUUUUUUUUCUCCAUGUAAUUCUGUAUCUAUAGAUGUGUCAGUUCUGUUUGCUUGUUACAUAGUGAUUGUGGUGUUGUGUAAUUUAAAUCUUCUAUACAAAGUACAUAAACAAUAAAAAAGCAAAAAUUGAA
Molecule: messenger RNA, 2286 nt
Organism: Rhipicephalus microplus (southern cattle tick)
Lineage: Eukaryota; Metazoa; Arthropoda; Arachnida; Ixodida; Ixodidae
Gene: Ubc2
Product: ubiquitin conjugating enzyme 2
Source: RefSeq, a predicted model, not a curated record